GAGGCAGAGGUCGGUCGGUAGCUCGCUCGUUAGCUGGGACGAUCUAGGGCGGUCGGCGGGCAGGUCAGUCGCGAUAGUCGGGCGCCGUACAGGGGCGAGGCUAUGUCGCGGUGGCAGCCCGGAUGGGCCGGCACGGCCAGGAGUAACGGGAUGUCGCCGCGGAGCUUCUUCCCCCGGAUACAGUACGCCCCGAGCGGAGGCCGCGGCGCCGCCCUCCGGUUCUGAGGAUCCCACGCUGCCCGGAACCCGCACGGCCUUCUCACCCGCACGAAGACCAACCGACCUGACCCGGCUUGGCUCUGCCCUGCCAGACAGAGCGCAGCGUAAGUAGCACUAGCCUCUCGCAGCACGGGACCCCCUCUCCAAGGACAUGAAGCUGUUGGAGAACUCGAGCUUUGAGGCCAUCAACUCACAGCUGACUGUGGAGACAGGAGAUGCCCACAUCAUUGGCAGGAUUGAGAGCUACUCAUGUAAGAUGGCAGGAGAUGACAAGCACAUGUUCAAGCAGUUCUGCCAGGAGGGCCAACCACAUGUGCUGGAGGCACUGUCCCCACCCCAGACCUCGGGCCUCAGCCCCAGCAGACUGAGCAAGAGCCAAGGUGGCGAGGAUGAGGGCCCCCUCAGUGACAAGUGCAGCCGCAAGACCCUCUUCUACUUGAUCGCCACACUCAACGAGUCCUUCCGCCCUGACUAUGACUUCAGCACUGCACGAAGCCACGAGUUCAGCCGGGAGCCUAGCCUCAGCUGGGUGGUGAAUGCAGUCAACUGCAGUCUGUUCUCGGCUGUGCGGGAGGACUUCAAGGCCCUGAAGCCACAGCUGUGGAAUGCAGUAGAUGAGGAGAUCUGCCUGGCCGAAUGUGACAUCUACAGCUACAACCCGGACUUGGACUCAGACCCCUUUGGAGAGGAUGGCAGCCUUUGGUCCUUUAACUACUUUUUCUACAAUAAGCGGCUUAAGCGGAUUGUCUUCUUCAGCUGUCGCUCCAUCAGUGGAUCCACGUACACACCCUCAGAGGUGGGCAAUGAACUGGACAUGGAGCUGGGGGAGGAGGAGGAAGAGCUCAGAGACGGCGGCAGUGAGGGCGGAUCUAAGGCCAGCCCCAUGGAGGACAGAGUCCCAGUAAUCUGUAUGUGAGGAGAAGCAGAGGCCCACGCUUCAUCCAGCUCCAACCAGUGCCUGGACCUGCCCACCCGAGGGGCCCCAGGCCCUCCCCAGCUGCUGGCCAGACCCUGGCGCUGCCCACUUAGCCCUUUGGUUCCAGCCUAUGGAUGGUCACUCACCCCCCCAGACUCUGCUGCCCACAUUGUGGCUGUACGGGACAGACAGCACAGGGCCUGGUGGGAACAGCCACUGCCCUGCCCAAACGAACUGACACAAACAGGAACAGCUGAACCACAGAGUUUAUUUUUGUAUUUUGUACUCUGAUCCUUCACACUCCAGCCCAAGGAGCCUGAGACCCAGCAAGCAGGCCCCAACAGUCAUUCGCCCUGGGCUUGGGCCACCUCUUGGCGCCCGCCUGUACUCCCCACCUUGCCUGUUGGGCAGCGUGCACUGAGUGUCACUUUGCUGCAGCUUGUUUGUUUCCAAUAAAAGUUUAUGUGACUUACUGUG
Miniopterus natalensis is the source of this 1612-nucleotide messenger RNA. It is a transcript of the gene MAF1, whose product is annotated as MAF1 negative regulator of RNA polymerase III. Lineage: Eukaryota; Metazoa; Chordata; Mammalia; Chiroptera; Miniopteridae. Gene Ontology annotation, cellular component: nucleus. The record is from RefSeq and is a predicted model, not a curated record. Gene Ontology annotation, molecular function: RNA polymerase III core binding. Gene Ontology annotation, biological process: negative regulation of transcription by RNA polymerase III.